Messenger RNA from Mesorhabditis spiculigera, 1461 nucleotides. The record is from the annotation of a GenBank genome assembly. NCBI's taxonomy places the organism in Eukaryota, Metazoa, Nematoda, Chromadorea, Rhabditida, Rhabditidae.
AUGGCGGCGAUCAAGAGCAGCAAGUCGGCGCCCGCCGAGUUGGGCUUGAAACGACCGGAGAAGGAGACCGACUGGCGCGCCAUCUACAUUGCCAGCUUCAUGUUGGUGAUGUGCGGGAUGAACAUGAGCAUCUUCUUCAUGGCCAUCUGGCCCUACACGGUGCUGGUAGCUCCCGAUACCCAUAUCAGUAUCCUCGGCCUGACCGUCUCGGCAAACAGUCUUGGAUGCUUGGUGGCCAACCCAACGUUCGGCUACUGGGGCCAGAAGACGAUGAAAGCCGCCCAACCCGUAGGGUUUGCCUUCGCGAUGGCGGCGAUUGGUAACCUACUCUACGGUAUCCUUCCCGUGCUCCCCAUCUCGUGGUUCGUACCCGCAAUGUUGCUGGCUCGUUUCCUGGCUGGGAUUGGGGCCGGAACCCUUGGAGUGUUGCGCUCAUUUACCGCCACCGCCAGCGCACCGAAAGAUCGGCUGAAGGCGAUCUCGAUCUCGAGCUUCGGGUUGACCACCGGGUUGUCGAUUGGGCCGGUUAUUACGCUGCUGUUCAUGCCGAUGGGCGUCGACGGGUGGGAGCUGUUCGGGCUCCCGUUCAACCAGUUCACUACCCCCGGCUAUUUUAUGUUCCUGCUCUGCAUCGCGUGUGUCGUCAUCUUGAUCACGAUCUUCCGCGAGAACCACGUUGGAAUCAUUUCAGACGAGGAAAAAGCCGAAAACCCGUGGUUCGUCCUACCGAAAUGGGACCGAAUCUCGGUGGCCAUCCUCUUCUUCGUGUGGGCCUGCAUGGCCGGCGUGGGCGCUUGCGUAUAUUCAAUCUCCUCCCCGCUGACGAUGGUGAUGUACGGGUGGUCGUCAAACGAGGCUGUUGCCUACAAUUCCCUGCUCCAAACCGGAAGUUGUGCCAUGUCGGCGGUUACCUACAUCAUGUUGGCAAAGACGCGAUACGGGAAACUCGAUCGCCGCUUCUUAAUCGGCAUGGGAUUGGGCACGUUCCUCAUCUACCUGUCGAUCAUCUACCCGUGGGGCUUCUACGAGGGCCCCCUCAAUUUCAUUGCCGCAAAUGAAACGACCGGUGGAUGCCCGCAGCACUAUCAGUGGUGCGCUGACUACACGAGAGUCCCAUUUUUACUAUAUUCCACUGGGUUCAUUUUGGCACUCGGGAUCGGAUUUCCGACAAUAGUGGGACCGCUGAAUGCCUUGUUUUCUGAGGUGGUCGGUCCGAGGAAGCAGAGCUUCCUCCAGGGCCUAAUGACAUUCACGGGCAGCCUAUGCCAAUUCAUCGCUCCCCUCAUCAUCAUGCCCGCAUUCGAAAUGUCGGGAUUCCGUUGGGUGGCCAUGGGGACGUUUAUCCUCAUUUUAUGCGCCAUUGCCCUGCUGACACUUUUCCGCCACCGUAUGGUCCCUCUAAAUAUGGACCCACCGCGUGGACUCGCCACAAAAUACAAGAGAGGCACCUUCUACAAAAUG